Messenger RNA from Ananas comosus (pineapple), 1275 nucleotides. RefSeq names its product E3 ubiquitin-protein ligase arkadia-A-like. NCBI's taxonomy places the organism in Eukaryota, Viridiplantae, Streptophyta, Magnoliopsida, Poales, Bromeliaceae. The record is from RefSeq and is a predicted model, not a curated record. The coding region runs from base 103 to 1029 and encodes 308 amino acids. The transcript has 5 exons. Gene Ontology annotation, molecular function: ubiquitin protein ligase activity.
CCUCCGCGUUCGUUCAAAUUCCUCUCUCUCUCUCUCUCUCUUUUUCUCUCUCUCUCUCCAUCGUCGUCUCCGAAGAAACCGCACCACAUCGAAACCCUAGCCAUGGCAUCCUCCUCCGCCGCCGCCGCCGCUGAUAACGCCCCGCCGCCGCCGCCGCCGAUCCGGCGCCGCGGCGCCCUCCGCCGCCUCCUCCUCCUCCGCCGCUCCCCCGAGCGGAGCCCUCUCCUCUCCUCCCCCUCUCCUCCGGAGCGCAAGGGCGCGAAGAAGGGCUUCGCCGCCGCCCUCCGUGGCCUCGGCUGCGCCUCGGCCUCCUCCGCCGCCGCCACCUCCUCCGCCGACGCCGACGCUGCCGCCGCCGUACGAUCCUCCGCCGAGUGGCAGGGGAAGAGGGCGCGGUGGCGUAGGGCGACGGAGAUGGAGAAGGAGAAGGAGAAGGAGAAGGAGAGGAGAGCAGAGGCCGAGAGGGUUCAUAGAGAGGGACUUUACAAUUCUAGAAGGAACAUAAUGCAAGAUCACAUAUCAUCCUUCAUUGACUCGCCACCUCAUGUUGAUUCCCCUAUCUUUGGAUUCGAUCUUCUUCGGCCACCUCGGCAUUUGCAUCACAUGAGAGCGUAUCACCGAUCCCCCGAUGAGCUCGAAGAGAUGAUGAUGUUUCACACAAGAGUGUUGUUGGGAGGCAUCGAAGUUUACGAUCGGUACCACGAUUGGCGCCUUGAUGUUGACAAUAUGUCAUAUGAGGAAUUACUUGAGCUAGGAGAUAAGAUUGGAUGUGUGAGCACCGGAUUGAGAGAAGAGGAGAUAGUACGCAGCCUCAGCAAAGUCGAACACUCUGUAUUUGAGGCUUCUCCAUUACAUAUUCCUACCGAGAAGGACCAUAAAUGUAGCAUUUGCCAAGAAGAGUAUCAAGCAAAUGAUGAAACGGGAAGGUUGGGUUGCGGGCAUAGCUAUCAUGUACACUGCAUCAAGCAGUGGCUUUCUCAAAAGAAUGCUUGUCCUCUUUGCAAGACUGCUGUGCACGACAAAACCUAACUAACAAGCAAAUACCUCUCUGCUCUUAGUCUUUGUACAGUGAUUAUUAUCACAGUUUCUUCUUCUUCUUUUUUUCCCCCCUGAUUACUUAUAGAUAUGGAAGUUGCGUUGUGUUUGAUGGGGUCGAGUCCAUAUAUUUUGUUGUAUUUUGAUGAGUAUUGGAACCAAACUUUUGAGGUUCUGAUUUAGUUUGAACUGGUGAUUGAUAACUUUUUCGUGCUGCUAUAGGAAUUACUCUUGAAUUAA